UUCGUCUUUGAUGCUUUCAAGAACACUCAAAGACCAUCAGGUCAAACAGGUCAACGAUAAACUAUCUUCUGAGCAUCUGCAGCGGGAUGCCACACUGGGGGUCACGGCGUUGACAGACUGUCUGGCGGAUACAUUGAACGUCCGAGUUGCCUCCGCUUUCAAAAAUCAGCGGGAUAUUGAGGUUGAGGCAAAGAAACUAUCUGCUGCGACUGCUCAGCAUGGCCGGCAAUCUCGGCAGUGGCUGACCUUAGUUAAUGACUUUAACGCAGCUUUGAAGGAGCUGGGAGAUAUCCAGAGCUGGUCUUCUGUGAUCGAGCGCGACUUGCGUGAUGUGUGUCUAACCUAUGAGCGGGCUCAUGGAGUGAUUAAGGAGACUGCAGAUCGAUAGUGAAUCAGCAAAGAUAGACAGCAAAAUAACAUCGCGCUGGUAUUACACGACAAGGGAGCCAAAGAUACUGCAUUAUGUUUGCGAUGACAAGCUAUAUAGUGAUUACUGUCAGCAAUAUCACUUACUGAUGGCGCCCCUUAAUAUUCUCCUUUGUGCC
Molecule: messenger RNA, 545 nt
Organism: Spizellomyces punctatus DAOM BR117
Lineage: Eukaryota; Fungi; Chytridiomycota; Chytridiomycetes; Spizellomycetales; Spizellomycetaceae
Exons: 5
Coding region: 11-388 (125 amino acids)
Biological process (GO): endosomal transport
Cellular component (GO): BLOC-1 complex
Source: RefSeq, a predicted model, not a curated record